This is a messenger RNA of Chaetura pelagica (chimney swift), 1455 nucleotides long. It is a transcript of the gene CDK5RAP1, whose product is annotated as CDK5 regulatory subunit associated protein 1. The record is from RefSeq and is a predicted model, not a curated record. The transcript is spliced from 12 exons. Gene Ontology annotation, biological process: tRNA modification; negative regulation of cyclin-dependent protein serine/threonine kinase activity. Gene Ontology annotation, molecular function: tRNA-2-methylthio-N(6)-dimethylallyladenosine(37) synthase activity; 4 iron, 4 sulfur cluster binding. Bases 22 to 1455 code for a protein of 477 amino acids. Gene Ontology annotation, cellular component: cytosol; mitochondrion. Lineage: Eukaryota; Metazoa; Chordata; Aves; Apodiformes; Apodidae.
CUGGAGACCUACGGCUGCCAGAUGAACGUCAGUGACACCGAGAUCGCCUGGGCCAUCCUGCGGGAGAGCGGCUACACCAGGACCAGGGAGCUGGAGGAGGCAGAUGUGAUUCUCCUUGUCACCUGUUCUGUGAGGGAGAAGGCAGAGCAGACCAUCUGGAAUCGCCUGCGGCACCUGAAGGCGCUGAAGGCGCGGAGGCACCGGGGCCGCCCCCCCCUGCGCAUCGGGAUCCUGGGGUGCAUGGCUGAGAGGCUUAAGGAGGAGAUCCUGCACAAGGAGAAGCUGGUUGAUAUCGUGGCAGGCCCUGAUGCCUAUCGUGACCUGCCCCGGCUGCUGGCUGUGGCCGAGUCUGGCCAGCAGGCUGCCAAUGUCCUGCUGUCACUAGAUGAGACCUACGCGGACAUUCUUCCCGUCCAGACCAGUGCAGGAGGCAUCACAGCAUUUGUGUCCAUCAUGCGGGGCUGUGACAACAUGUGCAGCUACUGCAUCGUGCCCUUCACCCGCGGCCGAGAGCGGAGCCGCCCCGUCGCCUCCAUCCUGCAGGAAGUGCGGGUGCUCUCAGACCAGGGAGUGAAGGAAGUGACCCUUUUGGGUCAGAAUGUCAACAGCUUCCGAGACCUGUCGGAGGUGCAGUUCCAGGCAGCCCCUGCCCCCAGCCUCAGCCGGGGCUUCACCACCGUCUACAAGGCCAAGCCCGGGGGUUUGCGCUUCGUGCACCUUCUAGACCAAGUCUCCAGAAUUGAUCCAGAAAUGAGGAUCCGUUUCACCUCUCCACACCCCAAGGAUUUUCCUGAUGAGGUCCUGCAGCUUAUCCAUGAGCGACACAACAUCUGCAAACAGCUCCACCUCCCAGCCCAGAGUGGGAGCACACGGGUCCUGCAGGCCAUGCAGCGAGGAUACACAAGAGAAGCAUAUAUAGAGCUCGUGCACCACGUGCGCAAGUGCAUCCCAGGAGUGAGCCUGAGCAGCGAUUUCAUUGCUGGCUUCUGUGGAGAGACAGAAGAGGAUCACCAGCAGACCCUGUCCUUGCUGCGGGAGGUGCGCUACAACGUGGGGUUCCUGUUUGCCUACAGCAUGAGACAGAAGACCCGGGCGUCCCACCGGCUGCGGGACGACGUGCCGGCGGCGGUGAAGCGGAGGCGGCUGGAGGAGCUGGUCGCUGCCUUCCGGGAGGAGGCUGCCCGAGCCAACGGGGCCAUGGUGGGCCAGGCCCAGGUGGUGCUGGUGGAGGGGCCCAGCAAGCGCUCUGCCUCCGAGCUGUGCGGCAGGAACGAUGGGAACAUCAAGGUGAUCUUCCCUGAUGCUGAGAUCCCGGACGCUGCGGGCGGCGGGGAGCUGCUCCGCGCCCAGCCAGGGGACUACGUCCUGGUGAAGGUGACCUCUGCCAGCUCCCAGACCCUGAGGGGGGUCCUGCUGUCCCGUACCACCCUGUCCCGCUCUGCAGCUGCUCACUGA